UCAUAAAAAAAAUUCCCAGCAGCAACGGCAGUGGCUGUAACGUGUUCGGGCGAGCCGGGGACUCCUCGCCCCCUGUUUAUUUUUUAAACAUAGAAUUAAAUAAAUAGUUUUAGUAAGGAAAUCGUUAACGUAUCGUUUUGAGUGAAAACGUUACGUCUUCGGUACGUCGGGGCGCUGCGGUUUAUUAGCUAAAAAAAACAAAGCGGACCCUCAUAACAGUUUAAGCUAGUUUUGUGUGUCUCAGAAAGAGGACACUUUAUGCGAGCAAAUGUUACUCUGAGUCGACUGAAACGUCACCAUAUCAUCAUAAUAAGAUGGAUCUGCGGUUAUUUUUGAUAGCAGUGUUAUCAGCAGUCCUUGGUUGCAGCUGGGCACAGCAAGAGGGAAGCAUAUGCAUCAAGGCAAACGCACAGUCAUGUGGGGAAUGCAUCCAGGUCGCCGAGUCGUGUGGAUGGUGCUCAGACGAAAACUUCCUCGAUGUGGGUGAGUCCAAGUCAGCUCGCUGUGAUGAUCUCGAGUCCCUGAAGAAGAGAAACUGUCCCGCGGCCAGUAUUGAGAACCCACGCGGAAGCAUCACCAUCAAUACGAACAAGCCUGUCACCAACCGCAAUAAGGACGUGACUGAGAAGCUGAAGCCUGAGCAGAUCACCCAGAUCCAGCCCCAGAAAGUCACCCUGACACUCAGAUCUGGUGAGCCCCAGACUUUUGACCUGAAAUUCAAGCGUGCUGAGGACUACCCCAUCGACCUGUACUACCUUAUGGACCUCUCCUACUCGAUGAAAGAUGAUUUGGAAAAUGUCAAGAACCUUGGUACUGACCUCAUGAAGGAAAUGCGAGAGAUUACCUCAGAUUUUAGGAUUGGUUUCGGCUCAUUUGUGGAGAAGACCGUCAUGCCUUACAUCAGCACCACGCCAGCCAGGCUCCUCAACCCCUGCACCGGGAACCAGAACUGUACCAGACCCUUCAGCUAUAAGAACGUCCUGAAGCUGACGGAAAACGGAGACGAGUUCAAUCAGUUGGUCAGCCAGCAGCAGAUCUCAGGGAACCUGGACUCUCCAGAGGGAGGCUUCGAUGCCAUCAUGCAGGUUGCGGUCUGUGAGGAGCAAAUCGGCUGGAGGAACGUGACCCGUCUGCUGGUGUUUUCCACCGAUGCUGGUUUCCACUUUGCCGGUGAUGGGAAACUGGGCGGCAUCGUCCUGCCCAACGAUGGGAAGUGUCACCUGGAGAACAACAUGUACACCAUGAGCCACUACUAUGACUACCCCUCCAUCGCACAUUUGGUGCAGAAACUGAGUGACCACAACAUUCAGACCAUCUUUGCUGUUACUGAGGAAUUCCAGCCUGUUUACAAGGAGUUGAAAAAUCUUAUUCCGAAAUCAGCUGUCGGCACGCUGUCCUCCAACUCCAGCAACGUGAUCAAACUCAUCAUUGAUGCUUACAACUCCUUGUCUUCUGAGAUCAUUCUGGAAAACAGCAGGCUGCCAGAGGGAGUAUCCAUCACCUACAAGUCCAUCUGUAAGAACGGCGUUGAGGGAACAGGGGAGAACGGCAGGAAGUGCUCCAACAUCUCCAUCGGAGAUGAGGUGUUUUUCAAGAUUUCUGUUGAAUCCCAAAAGUGUCCAUCACAUGGCAAGAGUGAGACCAUCAAAAUUAAACCACUUGGCUUCAAUGAAGAAGUGGAGAUAGUUUUGAAAUUCAUCUGCAACUGUCAGUGUGCCGCUGAAGGACAGCCCAACAGCAAGAAAUGCCACGAGGGCAACGGGACCUUCGAGUGUGGAGCCUGCAAGUGUAAUGACGGACGUAUCGGCCGUCUUUGCGAGUGCAGCAAAGACGAUGUGCAGACAGAGGACCUGGAUGCCAACUGCCGGAAAGACAACGGUACGGAUAUCUGCAGCAACAACGGUGACUGUGUCUGCGGCACCUGCGAAUGCAAGAAGCGGGAGAAGAUCGAUGAGGUCUACAGUGGAAAGUACUGCGAGUGUGACAACUUCAACUGUGACCGCUCCAACAACCAGCUCUGCGGAGGACAUGGACGCUGUGAAUGCAGGAAGUGCAUCUGUGAUGCUAACUACACAGGCGGCGCCUGCGACUGCUCCCUCGAUACUUCAACCUGCCUCGCCAAGAACGGGCAGAUCUGCAACGGCCGCGGUACUUGUGAAUGUGGAAUCUGCAAAUGCACCGACCCCAAAUUUCAGGGUCCUACCUGCGAGAACUGUCCCACCUGCCCCGGAGUGUGCACUGAGCACAAGGACUGUGUGCAGUGCCAAGUAUUCAAGUCCGGUGAGAAGAAGGAUACAUGUGAGCAGGAGUGUGGCUACUUCGAUCUGCACAAGGUGAAGGAUCGCAGUAAGCUGCCUCAGCCUACAGACCAGAGCUUCCCACUGACUCACUGCAAAGAGCGAGACGCCAACGACUGCUGGUUCUACUACACCUACGCCAUCAGGAAUCACACCAAGGAGGUCUAUGUGGUGGAGACGCUGGAGUGCCCAACAGGACCUGACAUCAUCCCGAUUGUGGCUGGCGUGGUAGCGGGCAUCGUGCUCAUUGGCCUCGCCCUGCUUCUCAUCUGGAAACUGCUCAUGAUCAUCCAUGACCGCAGAGAGUUUGCGAAGUUCGAGAAGGAGAAGAUGAACGCCAAGUGGGACACGGGUGAGAAUCCAAUCUACAAAAGUGCUGUGACGACUGUCGUCAAUCCAAAGUAUGAGGGUAAAUGAUGGAGCUUUGCCUUCAUUGUGACAACACUGUAUGGAAGAGAAUGUGGGCCGGAUGGACGGGAGGGACGGGUUUUCUAAUGCUCUCACUGUUUGUUUGUCGUUGUAGUCACCAAAUGAUAGCAGUGCAUUUUGCCACUAUUUCAGUGUGUUUUACUCACUUGUUUGUAUUUUCUAUGCAUCAUCUGAAACGUGUACAGUCUGUAUAAAAAUGGGGGGUUUGUUUUAUUUUAUUUCUUUAAUUUUUUUUUUGUCCUGUGCGGAUCUUGAGAGGAUGUGUUGAACUGAUUUGUAGAUUUUCCGCCACGGGACUGGCAAGGUAACGAAAGCCCAGAUGUGCCUUUUUUUUUUUGUUUUAAUACAACCAUCAAACCAUCAGUGUUUUGUUGACCAUUCAGUUGGAUGGUGAUAACGGGCAACAAAUGAAGAGUCCCUCUCCACACUGAACGUGUACAGAAUGUCGAGUGGGUGGCAGUUUGUCAGCCAGUGUUUCAAAAGCACAGGGGGGAUUUAGAAGGUCUUAAGCUUGAUUUGCGGUCUGAGCAAAGGUCUUAUUGUGUCUGGAAUCAUUUCAACUCUUUUUAAGUGUCUCUGGAAUGAAACUCUUCAAAUGUAGCACCGGUCGGUCGAGUGCGGUAGCAAAGAAAUGUGUGUGCAGUGUGUUUUGGUUUCUGUGUUAAGCCAUAUAUGUGUUCACAGAACUGAACUGAACGUGUUUGUAUGUUUUCUCUCUGGGUGACUUAGUACAUCUGAACAAUCAGUUGAAAUGUCUUUGGUCUAGAAAAGCUGUUUUCUUGGGCUGCCUCUCCAGAUUGAAGGACAUUAGUGUACAGUAGUAUUACCGUUUGGCUCCAGGUUUUACUUGCUUAAUUUAAAGCCAACUCAGGGCCUUAAUUCUUCACAGCAAUGCCAAAUACACGUGCAUUUUCCUUAUUUACUAAAUUUGCUUCCAUAGAAAUGCCUUGUUUUAUUUGUAGGACAUGAGUUAGGUAAGGGUUCCACUUUAUUUCCAUGUGUCAGUAAUUCCACACAAAUGUUUUGUGGUGCCUCGAUCAAAAUGUUUUUUUAACUGAAAAGAAACCGUAAAGAUGUCAUUUAGUUAUAAAAAUCAGUGGCAAGGGAACUCUAGAAUUUUAGGUUUCGUAAAGAGAAAAAAGGUUACACCUAUCGUUGUUUUUAAGUGCCUUUUUUAAUUUCAACACAUUCACAAUUGCAAUUCUGUAUUUCUGAAAUUAUUUAUUGAAUAAACAUUGAAAACAAUUUA
Scatophagus argus is the source of this 3975-nucleotide messenger RNA. Its product is annotated as integrin beta-1-like. NCBI's taxonomy places the organism in Eukaryota, Metazoa, Chordata, Actinopteri, Scatophagidae. The transcript has 16 exons. The record is from RefSeq and is a predicted model, not a curated record. The coding region runs from base 315 to 2714 and encodes 799 amino acids. Gene Ontology annotation, molecular function: fibronectin binding; laminin binding; C-X3-C chemokine binding. Gene Ontology annotation, biological process: cell migration; cell-matrix adhesion; cell adhesion mediated by integrin. Gene Ontology annotation, cellular component: focal adhesion; integrin complex; cell surface.